This is a messenger RNA of Anthostomella pinea, 798 nucleotides long. The record is from the annotation of a GenBank genome assembly. Lineage: Eukaryota; Fungi; Ascomycota; Sordariomycetes; Xylariales; Xylariaceae.
AUGUCUCACCAUAGUCCUGUCUGCCAGCCGUCGUCGCGUGCCAGAGGCUCUGUGAUGCAAGGAAUGUCCUCCUACGAGACGAGCCUUCACCGGCGCAGACCUUCUAUCGAGGAGACCUUCCCAAACAUGAGAGACUUCCGGCCCAGCAAAAGAACACCGUCGCGAAGUUCGUCGUCAUCUAGCUCAUCAGAAGAGAAAGAGGAUCAGGAGCAGCACCGUGGAAAAGCCACAGUAUCCCCCACAAUGCCACCGCCAACAAAUCAGAAGCAGGACCACCGAUUCGCCCGCAAAAGCGCCUCUCCUUCAUCGCCGCCCGAGCUGGAAGGUCUGCGCAGCAAGGCCCCGUCGCCAUGUCCCGAGGUGCUGAGCACCAUCGCCGAGGAGCGCUGCCCGUAUUUUGCCGCAGAUGUGCGCACCGGCCGGCCAAGGGAGAGAAAGCCCGCCACUCGUCGAGGCCGCCGAAGCUUUUUUAGACGGCCACCUUCGCCGUUCCCGCUUCGGAAGGUCAUCGAUGACUCGGACGUCGAAGACAACCAGAUGGCCUCGACCCAGCGCAGACGGGAGGAUGAGACGGCUCUAGACUCGGAUUCGGAUGUGGACGUGGAUGAGCUCCAUGACCGACACGGAGGGGCCAACGCCGGGAUCAAGAAGAGCGUCGGCGGCUUCUUCCGCAACGUUGUGGGGUUUUAUCGAGAGUUCGUCGAUCUGAAGGCGAACAUGGGUGACACCUUGGAGGCAAAGAGCAGCCGGGCGUUGCGUGAAGAAACUGUCAGAAUGCCUGCUCAGUGGCUUAUCUAG